This is a messenger RNA of Anopheles funestus (African malaria mosquito), 2939 nucleotides long. RefSeq lists its product as uncharacterized. Gene Ontology annotation, biological process: sodium ion transmembrane transport. NCBI's taxonomy places the organism in Eukaryota, Metazoa, Arthropoda, Insecta, Diptera, Culicidae. The transcript has 4 exons. Gene Ontology annotation, cellular component: membrane. Bases 1414 to 2922 code for a protein of 502 amino acids. The record is from RefSeq and is a predicted model, not a curated record. Gene Ontology annotation, molecular function: ligand-gated sodium channel activity.
GUACUGAUGCUGAUGAAGUUAAGAUAUUUAAUUUUCUCACGAACUUCUUCCUUUCUGUGAGGAAUUCCUCUAAUAAUCGUCAAAGGAAUUCAAUAAUAAAAUAAUGACACCCUUUUUGCGGGGGCUGAGAAUAUCGUUCGUUUUCCGUUUGUUCUACAUACUUAGAGCCGUUAACACUGGUAUGACGGCCUGUGAAGGAGUUUCAUCUGAAAGAUUUAUAGCAAUUUUUAUAACGUUUUGUAUGAUGUGUGUGAUGUGUGACAAAAGUACAUAAAUAUCGAACGUAUGUAAAACAUGAACCACAUUUUCAAGGACGAUUUUGUUACGGUGGAAGACGAGCUAUUUGCAGGGAGAUUAAGAAUAGAAAACAUUAUUUUUAAAUAGAAAAAUUGAACUUAAAUCUGGUUAGUAGCUUCCUGUAAAUAACACAUUCUAGCUUUCCGUUUUCUUCCACUAAUCAACAAACGAUGAGUCUUUGUGAUAGCAAUGCAAUUUAAACGGUUUCUUCUCACGGCUACACAUAAUGUCUAAUACUAGCGCUUAUCGAUAACAUCAUAGAGUAAGGAAUAUGUGAAAUGACAAGCAGAAUAUGUGGCGCAUUACAUACGCCAAAAUGGGACGUCCCGUUUUACAAAGCACGAUAGCCAUCAGCCGUUUGCUACGGAACAUUAACAUUUAUCUCACCGUAGAGCCCCCAGCGACUGACGUGACUAAAUUUUAACAGCACAAUAAUUUCUGACCACGGUGUCCUCCUCCACUCUCCUGCCACGUGCGUACCAAUAACAAGUGAAAUAAUAGAGUUUUCUUGAACGAUGCACUAGUAGCACUUAUGAGGCGACCACAUUUUAAAGCUACCCUUACUGAUUCUAUGUGUUAACGGUUGGUCAUUUACUGUCUAACCGGUGCCAGUGAAAAAGGGCUGUCGACAUAUUUGCUUCUCGGCCUGUUACGCCUCGAAGGCGCCUGGCACGACGGUGACACUUUGCGGACAGAAGGUUUCUUGCCGAUUACUUGCUCGAGGCAUGUUUUCUACCGUACACCAGACAUUCUGUACAUCACAUGACUUUAUCAUAUUCUUCCCUUUUGCUAAAAGAAUUCGUACAAAGUUGUAGCAAUAGUCUUCAAAUAACUGGAUAAUACACACUUAACUAACAAGGAAGCACAGAAAUUAAUAGCAUACGGCGUGGUGCAUUGAUUCUAAUGACAUGAAUUAUUUAACGGUUUACGAAGCAUAAUCUAGAUGCGAUGUAACCGAUACUAGCUAUUUGGAAGGCCAUCGUCACCCGGGAAGGAUCAUUAAUUCUUACCAUUACCGCAAGUGGGUGAUUAAUCAGAAAGAAACGCCAAAGCUCCAUUCCCCACUAACGGCGCCAUACUGGUGAUCGACAUUUCGUCAUGCCGUAAUUGAAUUAAAUGGGCGUGAUAAGCCACAACCACAAGCAUCACGUCCACACGCUACUAUGGCGAAUAAGAAAAAAUCAUACCAGAAUACAACAAUUAAGGAGCAUGAAAACUCAGUCCACACAAGGCACUACAUCACUGGCACCACUCAUCAUUCAAGCACGAACGAUGGCUUCGACCGGAUUGUGGAGACGGUUUUUGGAACGUUUCAAACGUUUUGUCGUAAAUCUGUUGACCACCACCUCGGCGCACGGUAUCGGUCAUGUGGUACAGCAAGGACUGCACAUAAUCGAGCGCAUCAUUUGGAUUUCUUGUAUAUCGAUCGGUGUCUACGGUAUGGUCGCACUGUCCCAACGCAUCUGGAACAGAUUCCAAACCUCGCCGACCGUCAUCUCGAUGGAUCGUAACAUGUACUUUUGGAACACGAGCUUUCCGAGCCUAACCAUCUGCUCCCAUCGACGGAUCGACGAGGAUAAGCUGGCGCACUACAUUCGAUUGCGGGGCUUUGACGAGGAUGAUGCUGAGCAGUUCCGUGAGUUUGUUGUCCUGCUGGCAAACGUGUCGUACAGCUCAUUUCUCGAUCUACCAAUGUACAAAACGUUCGGUAUCGCUGGCUACGAGUAUAUGGAGCUGCUGUACAACUUAUCCUGGAGCUUCGAACCGCAGGUCAACAGUGGCACCGCUACUGCUCUGUCCGCACAGCCCACGAUUACGGAGCUUGGGCUGUGUUUGGCAGUAAACUCGCGGAUCGCCGUAUACAAUUCGUACGACUAUUGGCAGGCUCGUCGAUGGGAACGUGUGUACGAACCAGCACCACUAGUCGUGCAUCCUCUGGACGGGGAAGUUUACGGGCAACUGAUUAAGCUCGAAAGCUCGUAUGAGGUGUUUUUCCAUGGAUCGAUGGAGGUGGCCGAAAUCUCUAAACGCCAGUAUUCGUUCCAAGAGUCCUACUACACUACGGUCGAACUGUUAGCGUUGGAAAUACUUACCUCACGCAAUGCUCGCGAACUGUCUAUCUCCCAGCGCCAGUGCCGCUUUACUCACGAAGGUGAAACGCUCAUGUUCAGUCCAGUUUACAGCUAUAACCUGUGCCGUAUCGAGUGUCGCAUGAAGUUUGCUUUCAAGGUGUGUGGCUGUGUGCCACAUUUCUAUCGGCCAAUCGGGAAAGGUAAUUUCCGAUACCGUAUUUGCGAUUUUGAAGGUUUGCGAUGUCUUGGACAGCACGCAGAUGAGAUGAUAACAUUACGUUCGAAACGGUACAUGAUCGAAUGCAACUGCUUGCCAAAUUGUGACGAUUCAAAUUUCUUCAUACAAGCACAUCGAUCCCGCGAGUGGUUUCUGGGAGCAAAUCUACAAUGGGGAUUGACGGACUAUCCCAAAAUGCAGCUGAACAGGGAUAUUAUAUUUGGACUAUCUGAUGUAUUCGUGUACAUUGGUGGACUGGGAGGUUUCUUUCUUGGUUGCAGUUUGAUCACAUUUGCUGAAUUCGUUUUCUUUCUCACGUGGCGACUGUUUAAAUAAUUGAAUACCUAGUUACC